This is a messenger RNA of Aspergillus candidus, 779 nucleotides long. Its product is annotated as mitochondrial inner membrane protease ATP23. Gene Ontology annotation, cellular component: extrinsic component of mitochondrial inner membrane. The transcript is spliced from 3 exons. NCBI's taxonomy places the organism in Eukaryota, Fungi, Ascomycota, Eurotiomycetes, Eurotiales, Aspergillaceae. Gene Ontology annotation, biological process: mitochondrial protein processing; mitochondrial proton-transporting ATP synthase complex assembly. Gene Ontology annotation, molecular function: metalloendopeptidase activity. The record is from RefSeq and is a predicted model, not a curated record. The coding region runs from base 11 to 718 and encodes 235 amino acids.
UUUCGACAGGAUGCCAGAUUCGCAGUCUCCUUCGCCGACGGAGAAGCCCGGAGAUACCGGGUAUACCCCUGGGGAUGAUUCGUGGACGCAAUGGCGGAAUAUCUUCGCGAUCAUGUCGGGGAAGAUGACCGAUGAAGGAAAGGAGCAGUUUCGUGUCGCGCGAGACAUCCGCAACGAGGCGGCGGAUUGCAAGCGUUGUGAAGACCAGCGAGAUUAUUUGUUGCAGUACAGCCCCGUCGUCCGGUACAUGAGCGACAGCAUCAAGCAACUCGGCGGUGACCUUUCCAGCCACAACAUCUACUGCCGUCGAUGCACGAAUCGACAAGCCGGUGGUUUCGACCCGGAGUACGGCAUCCGCAUCUGCGCCAACGAAAUGAAGGACCAGGGACAUCUGGAGGACACGAUGGCCCACGAGAUGGUGCAUGCCUAUGACCAUUUGCGGUUCAAGGUGAACUGGACGGAUAACCUACGCCAUGCUGCGUGUACGGAGAUCCGGGCCAGUUCCCUCAGCGGAGAAUGUCGAUGGGCGCGAGAGUUUUUCCGGCGAGGACAGUGGAAAUUCACCCAACAGCAUCAGGAGUGUGUGCGACGACGGGCGAUCUUGUCGGUACGGGCGCGACCGACCUGCAAGGACGAGGCGCAUGCGACCAAGGUGGUGAACGAGGUUUGGGACAGCUGUUUCCGGGACACGCGGCCAUUUGACGAGAUCUAUCGAUGAUACCAUGUCUUUUUAAUUUUCUUUCUUUUUCGACGGUGUACAUAUGACACUUUUCCACUCC